GCUCGACCGGUCAUGGAGACGGAAGACAUGAUUGUCGAGUCAACCGAAGAUGAGAGCGACGGAAACACAGUUUUUCUGCGUGCUGCAAGGGAUGGAAACCUUCAGGAUGUUCUGGAAUACCUGAAGGGCAGUACUGACAUCAACACCAGUAACCCGAAUGGGUUAAAUGCACUUCAUCUUGCGUCCAAGGAGGGACAUAUUAACAUCGUAACAGAACUCCUGAAACGUGGUGCUAAUGUCGAAGCCGCCACCAAGAAAGGAAAUACAGCUCUCCACAUUUCAUCCUUGGCGGGCCAUGAGGAAAUCGUCACGCUUCUCGUUGAAAAUGGGGCCAAAGUUAACGUUCAAGCUCAGAUGGGUUUCACUCCCCUGUAUAUGGCAGCCCAAGAGGGUCACUCAGAGGUGGUCAAGUUUCUGCUGGCCAGUGGAGCUAACCAGAGUCUUGCCACAGCUGAUGGAUUCACUCCCUUGGCUGUAGCUCUUCAGCAAGGACAUGAACGUGUGGUAAGCUGUCUGCUAGAACAUGACACAAAAGGACGUGUCCGUCUACCAGCAUUGCACAUCGCUGCAAAGAAGGAUGACAUCAAAUCAGCAGCCCUUCUCCUGCAGAACGAACAGAACAACGUAGACUCCCAAACUAAGAGCGGCAGUUUGGUUAACGACACCACUAAGAGCGGAUUCACACCCCUGCAUAUUGCUUCUCACUACGGCAACAUCAAUGUGGGCUCACUUCUCAUCUCAAAGGGAGCAGACGUCAACUACAAAGCUAAAAAUAACAUCACCCCACUCCAUGUGUCAUCGCGAUGGGGUAAGGACAAGAUGGUUAUCUUACUGCUGGAUAAUAAAGCUUCCAUUGACGAAAGGACCAGGGAUGGUCUGACUCCACUCCAUUGUGCAGCUAGAAGCGGUCAUGAGAAUGUGGUGGACCUUCUCCUAGAGAGGGGAGCACCAUUCUCAAGUAAAACUAAGAACGGACUGACACCUCUGCACAUGGCUGCCCAGGGUGACCAUAUGGACUGUGCCCGUCUUCUUCUGUACCACAGGGCACCUGUUGAUGAUGUCACAGUGGACUAUCUGACUCCACUUCAUGUGGCAGCUCACUGUGGAAAUGUGAAGACCGCCAAACUUCUUCUGGACAGGAAGUGCGACCCCAACACAAGGGCUCUGAAUGGAUUUACACCUCUACACAUCGCAUGUAAGAAGAACAGAAUCAAGGUUGUUGAGCUCCUUCUCAAAUUUGGCGCCAACAUUGAGGCCACCACAGAGUCUGGCCUUACUCCACUUCAUGUGGCGUCAUUCAUGGGUCACAUGAAUAUUGUGAUCUACCUGAUCCAGAACAACGCCAACCCAGACUUCACCACAGUGCGUGGGGAGACCGCCCUCCAUCUGGCCGCUCGUGCUAAUCAGACCGACAUCAUCAGGAUCCUCCUCCGCAAUGGGGCCAGUGUAGACGCACGUGCUAGGAGUGUUUGUGUAUUUCAGGAACAACAAACUCCUCUACAUAUUGCGGCAAGACUCGGAAACGUGGACAAUGUGACACUACUCCUUCAACAUGGAGCCUCACCUGAUGCCGUCACCAAGGACUUAUACACGCCCCUCCACAUCGCCUCCAAAGAGGGACAUGAAGAGGUGGCAUCCGUUCUUCUUGACCAGGGAGCUACGCACAGCCUCACCACAAAGAAAGGAUUCACGCCUCUUCACAUUGCCUCUAAGUAUGGGAACAUCAAGGUGGCACGACUGUUGCUGCAGAAGGAUGCAAAUCCUGAUGUCCAGGGCAAGAAUGGCCUGACACCCUUACAUGUGGCCACUCACUACAACCAUGUCAGUGUGGCACUCUUGCUGCUGGACAAUAAGGCAUCACCACACAGCAGUGCCAAGAAUGGAUAUACACCACUGCACAUUGCUGCUAAGAAGAAUCAGAUGGACAUUGCCACAACUCUGUUAGAAUUCAGUGCCAACCCUGACGCAGAGUCUAAGAAUGGAUUCACUCCUCUCCACCUGGCGUCCCAGGAAGGUCACACCGACAUGGUCUCCUUACUGCUUGAACAUAAGGCUAAUGUCAACUCCAAAGCACAUAACGGCUUGACUCCUAUGCACUUGGCUGCACAAGAAGAUAAGGUCAACAUUGCUGAAGUGCUGGUCAAGUAUGGGUCAAACACUGACCCCCAGACAAAGGCUGGUUACACUCCACUACACACAGCCUGCCAUUUUGGACAAAGCAACAUGGUUCGCUUCCUUUUGGAGCAGGGCGCAUCAGUAAGCGCAACCACUAAGCUCGGAUACACUCCACUUCACCAAGCAGCUCAGCAGGGACAUGUACAAGUUGUAAACCUCCUUCUGAAAAACAAAGCCUCACCAAACGCUGUCACGAACAAUCAUCAAACUGCUUUGUCCAUUGCUCAACGCCUAGGGUACCUUUCUGUAGUUGACACUUUGAGCACUGUCACCGAGGUUACAGAAACUGUGCCAUCAUCAGAGGACAAAUACAAGGUUGUUUCUCCUGAAACCAUGCAGGAUACAUUGUUAUCUGACUCAGAAGAUGAAGGAGGAGAUGACUUUUUGCCACAAUCACCCUUGUUUGGAAAGCCUCUCUCUGAAACUCACGUCUAUCUCCCAUACUAUGAAGGAAGCAAAAUACGUUCUCGUGAAGACAGCAUUUCCCUGGAGCGAGGCGAGAGCACUUCUCCGCUGGACACUUCAUAUGAAAAGGACAUUCUGCGCCACCCUGUGAGUGAGGACCAGCGACGUCGUAUCACGAGCGAGAUAAGCUCAGCCAUGAGGUACCCAUCCUAUUUAGAGCGAGGCCCCGAUUAUGAGGCUGAGAUGAGGUACUAUAGCGGGGACACGCUAUCACCGCACGGACGGGAUGUUUCUGGGAGAGGCGACAGUGUUUUUGGGGGAGAGUACUCCACACUCGACCGUUUGUCUGUGGGCAAGUCCCAUGAUUCAUCUUUUGUGUCCCAAGCUGACGGAAAGUCACGCAUCACUGAAGAAAGUAGCGAACUUGAAUAUGGUGACGAUUUCGAUGAUGCAAUAAAAAAGAGCACAAGCACGGUUCAAUAUGCCGAGGAUUUUUAUCUACGGAAAUCUGUACGUUAUGGUAAAGAUCAGGCCCGUAACCGCCGUGUGUACCCAGGGUCAGCAUAUCGCUCUCAUCCUGAUAGAGCGGCUGGGUACGGAGAAUCUGUCAGUAUCAGUAGCAUUGAUCUGAACGAGGAAUUUAAAUACUUGCCCGACGACUCGGUUGCUAGGGAAGAAUCUGAACCACAUACACCCUUAGAGGAUUAUAUGGAAGCCCAGAUGAUGUCCCAGUCAUACUCCCAGUACUCGUCAGCCCCUCCAGACAACCGUCUGCUUACUGGCACCUCCAAAAUGGAGAGUUCCCGCUUUAGCUCCUACAGUGGAUCAUCCUUCAAUGCCAGCUAUGACCCGGACAAUGUCGCCAUCGACCGCACUCCAACCUACUCUGGCAAACUGAAAUGGAAAAGUUUCCUCAUCAGCUUUAUGGUGGAUGCCCGUGGGGGUGCCAUGAGGGGGCGUCGACACUCUGGGGUCCGGAUCAUCAUCCCCCCUAGAAAAGCAUCCAUGCCCACCCGUGUCACCUGUCGCCUGAUCAAGAAGGACAAACUGAUGCACCCACUUCCCCUAAAUGAAGGUGAAGCCCUGGCCGCCAGGAUCUUGGAGAUGGGACCUGUAGCUACAAAGUUCCUAGGGCGCAUUGUCAUCGAGAUCCCACACUUUGCUUCACUGAGAGGAAAGGAACGCGAGAUCAAGAUUCUGAGGAGUGACAAUGGAGAGAAAUGGGAAGAGCACCCGAUCCUGGCAACAGAUGAUGCUGUCAACAAGGCUUUGAAUGAGAGUCUGGAAGUUUCAGACCUGGAACAUGAGGAUGACUUGGCAAACAAGCGUAUCACACGUAUUCUGACAGAUGACUUCCCUCGCUACUUUGCACUGGUAACAAGGGUUCGAGAGGAACGACAGAGCGUAGGAGAAGAAGGUGGAGUGAUCAGCUCCACAGUUGUGCCUCAGGUUCAAGCAGUUUUCCCUGAGGGCGCUCUCACUAAGAAAAUUCGUGUCGGAUUACAGGCACAGCCAAUCAGCCCUGACCUUGUUGCCAAGCUGCUUGGCAACCGUGUGGCCGUCAGUCCAAUAGUGACUGUGGAACCAAGGCGACGUAAAUUUCACAAGACCAUCACCUUGACGAUCCCAGUCCCGAAAGCACAACAAAAAGGAAUGAUAAACCCACAUCGUGAUGACCUGCCAAGUCUUCGAGUACUCUACAGUAUCUCUGGCUCGAACAACUCUUUAAACAAAGAGGGGACAGAUGUGGCCAUUUGGGAUGACUUGACAGAGCAGACGCAACUCAAACUUGUCAAUGACUGCGUUUCCUUCACUACUAGAGUUUCAGGAAGAUUUUGGUUGAUGGAUUGUCAGAACUAUUCUGAUGCAACAAGGAUGGCUACUGAGCUUUACCGAGAGGCAGUAGUCGUUCCUUAUAUGGCACGCUUUGUUGUGUUUGCCAAACGCACAGGUGAACAGGAAGGCAAGCUUCGCAUGUUCUGUAUGACGGAUGACAAGAUUGACAAGACUCUUGAAAAACAAGAGCAUUUCGUAGAGGUAGCACGGAGUCGAGACGUAGAGGUGUUAGAAGGCCGACAGCAGUUUGUUGAGAUGGCUGGUAAUCUCAUCCCGAUUACCAAGUCCGGUGACCAACUCUACGUUGAUUUCAAAGCCUUUCGAGAGAAUCGACUCCCCUGUACCGUACGCAUCCGUGACCUGGACCAGGAGCCAGCGGCACGUGUUGCAUUCAUGAAGGAGCCUAAAGUGGCUCGUGGAGAAGUGCCACAGACCCCCAUCUGUAACUUGAAUAUCUCCCUCCCAGACAUGUCCACCUCUAGUUCCAUGGAAAUGGACGGGGAUGCUGCCCUUGAGCUACGCAAACGCUCCUCUCUUCUCAAGGAGUAUGGUAUUGUAAUAGAAGACACUGUAAGCCGGGCUCAGAUCAAACUGACUGAUGUAGCUGACACGCUGAAGGGUGACUGGGUUGUCUUAGCUCAACAACUUGACUUUACGUCAGGGGAGAUAAACCAAAUAAAAAAUGAUUACAACACUGUCAAUGACCAGGCUCUUGCCAUGCUCCAGCUUUGGGCAGCAAAGGAUAAGGAACAAGCUACAGGUAAUGCAUUAGAGAAAGCCUUAACAAGGAUAAACAGAGAAGAUGUUGUCAAAAAAUGCAUGUACAAUGUGGAAACAGUAGAAGAUGAAGUAGAGGCAGCAGCAGCUAGGGUAGCUAUGGACCAAUCAGGUUUUGACACUUUUACAGAAGAAGUCGGUAUUUCUAGAGAUUCCUCCAUGAAACGAGGCAUGUCUUUAGAUGUCCAGUAUGAUGAACAAGACAUCAUCAAGGAAUCAGAAUCAGUAGCAGAAGAAUCUGGUAGUGAUGUUGGUUCGGUGGGAGAGAGGUCGGCACCACAGGCACGCGAGGAAGAUACUGAACAGGGUGAUGAUGACCAAAUUAUUAUGGAGGUUGACUCCCGAAGGGGUGUCGCCAAAGAGGCAGUAAAACACGAAAGCAAGGAGGAAGACUUCUUCGAUUUGAUUUCACAAAUGGAUAAAUAUGCUGAAGCAAAAGACAAACAACAGACGAAAGAACAAGAUACAGAGGAUAGGCAAUCUAUCCAGGAGGAUGAGUUUACACUCAAUCGUCAUGAUCGUGAAGCCGCUGUCUCCGAAUUAUUUUCUAAACUAGAGGAAGUUGGUCAGCAAUCUGCUCCGCAGCAAACGGCUUCUCAAAGCCAAGACAGCGACGAUGCGGAGGGAAUAAAGACUCCACCGCCAAGUCCUGUAGAGAAAGCUUUCCCCACAGAGCAAGUUGCACCAGAUUCAGAAGCAAUCAAGGCCUUAACUGAAAGUUUAUCCUUCGGCGAGCCCAAGAGAGAUGAUGCUUCCCAACCAGAGGAAACUGUGCCUCCUUACGAGGAAGGUUUAAGCCUACAAACGGUCUCUGAGGACUUGCAACAAGAUGUGGCUCCAGAGCAACAGGUCAUGCCUGUGACCCAGGGGUCAGAGUUCACGGCUCCUCCUCCAUUGGAUGAGGAUGUUGUCAACAAUCAGUUUGAAUUCUUAGAGGAAGAAAUAAAUAAAGCUAAUAUUGAAACUGAACAGUGUGUUGUAGGGGAUUUAGGUACUGAAAUUCCUACAAUACCAUCAGACAUUGAAAUGCGUGAACCUCAACAAGCAGACAUUUCUUCUUCAAGUGUUGAUCCAAAACCCAUCGAACCUGACAUGGGCAAAGUUGUAGAUAGUUUGAGGAAAGAUCUGGUUAGGGAAACCUCUCCACCAGAGGUUGCAGGAAAGAGAUCCUCUAGUUUGUCUUCUUCGUCAUUUUCGUCAUCUUCUCAAUCUUUGUCCGAUCAUCAAGCUGAAUUUGAGGAAGAUGUUCCAGUUCCAUCGAAGUCAUCAGAAAACAAGGAAACGCUGGGAGAAGACAGAUUUGAACAGGACAGGGAAAGUCCACCAGGAUACACACAGUGUACAGAUACUACCGCAGAGGACAAGGAAACAGGUGUCGAGGAAUUGACUGCAGCACAAGAUGAUGGAGCACAUCCCCCUGUAUCAGAGUCAAAAGAAGUGAUAGAAUCAUCUGUAGAUCCACCAGUUGAUCGUACUAUGGAGGUGUCGAAUGUUGGUGUUCCAGAAUUUGUCCCUGAAAGUGUCACUGAUGUUUCUGCCAAAGAAACAAUUGAUGAAAAGGAAGAAAAAACGCCAAUUCCAGAAACAAGUAUCGAAGAUGUUGUUGUGGACCCAACUGAUCCAGAAAGAAGUGAUUUUGUUCAAGAUUCUCAACCUGUGCAAGAAACAGUUGUUGACGAUGUUCCAAGGACGGAACUGCCAUCUUAUGAAACACCUGCAGAUGAACAUUAUGAUUCUUUGACCAGCACAUCUUCUGUAGAAAUAGAGAAGCAACCUGAUUCCUCAAAGGAAUCUGACUUGGAUGACAUUUUAGAAAAAAAUAUUGGACAUUUGCAACCUGCUGAAAUAGCCAGUGGUGUCCAAGAGCCAGAUGAUGUCGAUAAAUACCAAAGUGAUGAAGACAAACUUUCAUCAAGUUCUAGUUCAUCAGAUUCAGACAGUUCGGGAGAGCAUGAUUUACAACCUAAUGUAGAACUAGGUCAGCCAUUGGCUGACAUCACAGAACAAGUUGAUUCCCAUGACACUACGUCAGAGAAAGCUGGUGAACUUGUUUCUCCUGGUUCAGGUUUGGACAGUACUUGUGUUGAACAUGAGAAUGUAUCAGAGGGUAAUGAACAUGAACCUGUCCCAUUUGAUGAACCAGCAAAGUUGGAAUCUGAGCCAGCAGAUGAAUCUUAUGAACCAGCGUAUACAGACGAACCUGUCAUUGAACAUGCUGAACCCUUACAAAAAGACACAGAACCUGAUUUUGUUGAACCUGCUGAAGAGUGUCGUAGGCAAAGCAGUUCUUCAAGUCACACCACUUAUUCGAGUGGGGAAGGUUCUUACCUGUCCGACUCUGAGGACGGAAAGGCUAUUGGAGAAGACUACGUUGACAGAGGGGAACAGUAUGAGUUUGUGGAAGAUAGAGCAUCAGUUGAAAGGGUUCUUCCCGAUGAGGGUCCAACUGGAGUACAGAGUGUGGUACAAGAUUCAGAUGUACCAGUUGUGGAAGAUGUAACGACCAAAGAAGAAUCUUCACAUGAGGAAUGUCAGCCUGCUCUGGAGGACUUGGAAUCAGUUGAACAAGACAUGCAAAGUAUUGUUACAGAGAGCGUAACUACCAAGAUAGAAUCAUCUGUGUCUGAAUGUCAGCCUGGUGUGGAGGACAUUGAAGAAGUUGAGGAGAAAACUGAAGCAUUAGCUGUGGAGGAAGUGACGACCAAGGAGGAAUCUACUGUUGAGGAAUGUCAACCUGCUGAUGAGGAUAUAGAGGAGGAAAGAGCAUCCAUGAUGGAAUCCUUUGUGGAAAGAGGUGAACAGUAUGAGAGUGUAGGUGACGAAGCAACUGUGAAGAUGGUGAUUACUAAGGAACAAGAAACAGAGGUGGACGGAAAGCACACAAAACAUGUAGCAUUUGAGGAUUCUGGCGUUUCUGUACAGGGUGAGUCUGGGGUUGUGGAACUAGGGAGCGAGGUUAAACAGUCUCUUCCUCUCGAGACAGGUUGUCCUCCCACAGAGGUAGGGGCAGAGGACAUAAAAGAGAAAGAAGGAAGCCCUCUAGAGUGGCGGUACCCAGGCGACUCUGAGGAAGGCGAUACUGAGGGAGAAGUGUUCGAUUCAAAUAUACCGCCGCAGGAGACAAGAUAUGAAGAAACACUACCUGAUGGCACAGUGAUCAAACACAGAACGGUUCGCAAAUUUACCCGUCAGCCAACGUUAGAAAUUGAGGAUGAAUCGAAGAGCACAGAUGAAGUGACAGAGUCCGAAGGUCCAAUAAGAGAGGAAAUAGAUGUCCAGGAGUCGGAGGAAAUUCUUCCUGAUGGCACAAUUCACUCAUUCCAGAAAGUCAGGCGACAUUCCGUCAAACAUGUCCGCAAGAGUCUAAAAUCUGAGACUGGAGAUGAGGACAUUUUUGAAGGAGAUGUAGCCAUUCCUGGCACAAACAGGGAAGAUAUUAUUGAAACAUUUGAGGAACCAGCACGACAGGUUCGUGAUGUUGAGAGUAUUGAAGACACCUUGCCUGAUGGUACAAAAGUGAAAAAGCAGAUCAUUUCUAGUCGCAUGGUGCAUCGUAUCCAUACUCACCACCAGUCUGUUGAUGAAGGAGGUGAAAAAACGGAAGAAGAUUAUGAAAUCGAUGAAAUCAUUCCUGGCACAGAAUCCUGCUUCAUAGACAAUGAUGAGUCCUCAUCAUCAUCGUCUGGCUCCUACACUGAUGAAGAUGAUGAACUGGGAGGUGAAAUUGAGGCUGAACUUGGGGAGGUGGAAGAAGUCCUUGCCGAUGGCUCUAUUAUUCGUAAACGUGUGAUCGAGAGUCACGAAACCAUUAGAGUGAAAUCUCCAUCAGGUGAUAUUGACAAAGCUCAAGUCUCUAAGACUAUAACUGAGGAGAAGUACAUCCCUAGUCCACGAUCAACAUCUCCAGUGACUGUCGAAGAUGAAGCAGAUUUUCAUGACAUGGCUAAGAAUGUUGUUCAAAGGACAGUCAGAUCAGCACAUUUUGAAGCAGUCCAGAGAGGGGAUGAAGUUGAAACAACUUUCGAUAAGACAGAGGAUGAAACGAAAGCACCAUCUGGGCAUUCACUUACAGAGGCAUCAGAAACAGAUGAUGGUGUAUAUGGCCCCAUUAUAUAUGGACCAAUACUUGAUGUUGGAGUUGAUCCGCGGCGUGUAGCGUCAAUAGAUGAUGAUGACUUUGCAGAGUAUGAUGUCACAGAACACAAGGAGUUGUCUCUAGGGAUUCCCGAGCGGUUCGUGCCCGUAGCUCAGAGAAGUGGUCCAAUAUAUUAUGAACCAGGCGAUGAAGACCAAGAUUCUGAGGAAGAUGAAGUUCUCGACUUCACAACACCCAAACAUCUAGGUCACUCAGAAGACCCAAACACCCAGGGAGCUGAAGGAGCUGACGAGGGAUCAGCCAAGCUCUACAUGAAGAAACAGAUUCACACUAAGACAGUGAUGAAGGAUGGACAAGAGCAAACAUUUGUUACUGAGGAGUCGCAUAUCCAACAGGACAAUGAACCCCCAGAGGAGCUCCGCGACAGCAUGAGACAAAUUAUUGAUCAGUUCAUGGAACACGGAGGUGAAAAGGAGCCUACCUCCCAAGCCCUUGAACAUGAUGUGUAAUAACACAAUUGAAAGAACAUUGAACUCUCAUCAAAGUUCCAUAAAAUCAUAUACAUAUGGCUUAAAUUUUUCGCAAAGAACAUUUAUGCCUGGUUUGCAUUUUCGCAUAAGAUUUGAGUUUCUUAAAGCUUGUGUUAUCAUUGCCUAUGAUAAUUGUAAAGAAUUGGUUUUUGAAACAGAUGGAAAAAUAAUGCAUUGAACAUUGUGUUAGUUUGAAUUGAAGCGUUUGUUCUGAAAUUUCUUGAAUAAAUAAUUUUUUUUAAGAAAAUGUAAUAUGAAGAAAUCUAAUGUUUCACAUCAAUAUUCUUAGCUCUAAUUUGAUAUUCUUUCAGUCUUUGCUCUAUAAAAUAGGCUUUAGUUGCAUGGAUUCAACUAUUGAAAUUUGUUGCUUUCAUCACAAAGAAAUGUUAUAUAAAUGUAACAUUUUUAUAUUCCAUUUAUAAAAACGGUAAAUCAAUUUCUGUAAAUUUCACUCAUCUAUUUCCUAGCAAAGACUGAGGUCAUGCUGUGGUCUGAUCCUACAGAAUGGAGAACUAGAUGAUAGAUCUGUAUAUUUUUAAUUUCAUUAACUCACCAUGCUUCAAAAGAUGUACUAUCUUAAUAAUAAUGUUGUAAAAUACUACCGUUUGCCUGAAUUUUAGCAGUACUCUUGUCAUAAUUACAGUUGGGAGCCUUGCUGUCCGUAUUAGCUCCAUUGUAAUAUUUAUCAAAGAUUUACAUAUUUUGUCCGCAAUGAAUGCAUAGCUUCAUUGAUAACUUAUCUUAACUGUACAGGUCUUCAUUUUUUUUUCAAUUUUAAUUCCUGUUUCUUGAUUACUUCAUUAAGAAUUUUUCAUAUUUUUUUUCACUUUUGUUUGUUUUAUGUAUAUUCUAGAAAUGGAAAUCAGACUGUUGUUGUGAAACUUAUCUAUACAGAUUUACCAUUACUUAAACCACCAUAAUGACAUUAAUCAAACAAACCAUGUGCUUUCAGAGGCAACAUGAGAAUCUAUUUUGUGGUUUUUUCCAAAAACCCGAGGAUUUUAUUAUGUAUUCUGGAAUGGAUACCCCAGCGUCAACUUACCCCGAUGGAUAGAACGAGAAGGUUGGGGUAGCUUUUUCCGACGAUGUUUAUCUCUGAGAAUUAGACAAACUGUUAAACUUGUGCAAUGAACUAGAACUGGCCCUCUAGUUCAAAUGCACAUAUCUAACGGUCAUAUGUAUAAUAUGAGUGAUUCUAUGAUGAAAUUUAUGGGAUUAAAGAAAUUACUGAGUAAUUAUACUUUCAAAUUAAUGAAGGUGUAUAAGCGUGUCAGGGGAGAUAACUUGACCUUGAAAGGGAGAUAACUAAUUAAAAGAAAUAAGGUCAAAAGUAGAAUGUGCAUGGGUUAUUUCGAAUGAGAAUAUAAAGAAUGAAAAGUCAAUACAGUCUAUAAAUAGUCAAUUGAAUCUUUUCUAAAGUCUUUUUCUUCGUGCGUCAUGCUCACAUUGUACUUAGAUUCAAUUUGAUAUCCUACUUACAAUAAUAUCACGUAACAAAUAUCAAUAUCAUAAACUGAUUAUUAUAAUUUUCCUAGAGAAAUUGCUGCUCUAGAAUGGUAUGAAUUAUGUAUUUAUGAAAUGCAAAGUCUGUAAUUCUUCCAAGUUGUUUAGUUUAUUUUCUGGUAAUUUUUCAUGAGAAAAUACAUCAGAUAAAACUAAAAGUGGCCCCAGGAAAAAUUCAUUGAGAGAAAUUGAAGAGUGCAUGAUUCCAGACUUUGCAUCAGUCAAAAAAUAUGGAGUAAUUUUUUAAAAUCAGGAAAAAGUGACAUUGAAAUAAUUGAAUUGAUUUUUGAUGAUUGGUGACUUACUCCCUCCUGAUAAUUGAUAUAUGUAAUAGAUACCUAUAUAUUUGUGUAUCUUUCUCCUACCCUCUGUAGGUCCAUGUUUGUACCCUUGUAUAGCUGCAUAUUUGAAAUAAAAGGCUUCAUUACACA
Molecule: messenger RNA, 11753 nt
Organism: Ylistrum balloti
Lineage: Eukaryota; Metazoa; Mollusca; Bivalvia; Pectinida; Pectinidae
Product: ankyrin-2-like
Exons: 52
Coding region: 13-9798 (3261 amino acids)
Biological process (GO): signal transduction
Molecular function (GO): protein binding
Source: RefSeq, a predicted model, not a curated record